Molecule: messenger RNA, 1343 nt
Organism: Rubroshorea leprosula
Lineage: Eukaryota; Viridiplantae; Streptophyta; Magnoliopsida; Malvales; Dipterocarpaceae
Source: the annotation of a GenBank genome assembly
CUAUCUGUUAUACAAAGUUGGCAUCUGUCAUUGCAUUGGGCAUUGCCUUUGUAAAUUUACAUGGACAUUCAUUGCUUCUUGGUUCUCUUUCUGGGAGUUCUGUUUCACUUUCUUGUGCGUUAAGAUUUGUAAACUUAAGCGGGUAAACAUGGAAGAACUUGUCGAUACAAGUGAAGAAUAUGAUUCUAGACCUAGGAAGGCAAGCACCAGCAGGUCACUUUCCCGGGGAUGGAGAAGAGUUCACUUGAGGAAAUCUUUGAGGCCUAGGAACCACCGGAUUCAAGUAGGGAUUAGCAGCAGUAGACAUGGUCAUCAAGUAAGCACAGUUCAUGAUAUUAGGGUGACUCGAACAUCAAAAUUUGCCCAAAAAAGUUUAAAUUAUAGACGAACAGCAUAUCGCAGCAGGAGGUAGAUGCAACUGGCCAUGGAAUAAGGAAUGAUAAAUUCUGAGUUUAUGUUAAGCUUGGCCUGGGAAGUACAGAAUGCUUAACUGGCCAUGGAAUACAGGAAGAUAAGGUCGUGAGUUACAUGUGGUGGAAACAAGGACCAGAAUCUUGAGGUUUGCUUGGCAUGAAAGUUCCCCUAUUCUAAAGCAUGCUUCUGGCGUUGUCUCCUUCAUAUACCUUAAUGCAAAGCAACAUGUCCUCAUUGAUCAUUGAAUGGAGAACCAAGACACCAAAAAUUCAUCCAAACGGGUAACUUCCACCGAGAUAGAUCAAGUUGGCUCGGAUUUUGCCUUGGCAGCAGCAUUGCAAGAACAGGAGAGGGCUUUCACAAUGCUCGAAACAAUUGAAAGUGAUGGUGAUGAGGAAAGUGAUAUUUCUGAAGAAUUAAGCAAUGACAACGACUAUGAGUUUUUUGAGUAUGAAGGUGAACAAGAGUUCAAUGAGGGACAAUAUAGCAACGAUGAAGAAGACAUGGAGGAAGAUGACAUUGAUCCCGACGAGUUAUCAUACGAGGAGUUGAUUGCUCUAGGGGAGAUUAUAGGAGUAGAGAGGAGAGGACUUUCUCCAAAAGAGAUCUCUUCGUGCUUGCAUUUGGUGAAGUUUCGGUUUGGGGAGAGUAAAUGUGAGAUCGAUCGGUGUGUGGUAUGUCAAGUCGAGUAUGAAGAAGGAGAGACUUUGGGUGCUCUUUGUUGUGAACACCUAUAUCAUUCAGAGUGCAUAAGCAAAUGGCUUCAAAUGAAGAAGAUUUGCCCCAUUUGCGGUACUGAAAUUUCAUCCUCUAUCAAUACCAAUUUCUCUUGAUCAUUGAUCUUGUGUGCAUAUUUAUUGGGUGUUGUAAAUUAAGUGCUUGAUUAUGACUCAAGAUUUAGUAUGUCCAAUUAAAUUUGAUUGAUAAUA